AUGCAUGAAGCAACCAUGAAGUUCAGCAAGAAAAGGAUCAAGAAAUCACUGCCCAUCAACCAUGAAUCACCUUUACUAGUACCUCAAAGAGAAGAGAAGAAAGAAGUGCAUGACUUCAAUGGAGGUUCAUUAACUGGUGCGGUGUUUAAUCUUUCAACAACUAUUAUUGGUGCUGGGAUCAUGGCAUUGCCUGCAACCAUGAAGGUGCUUGGACUUGGCCUUGGGAUUGGUUUGAUAGUGUUUGUUGCUGUACUCACUGACUGUUCUAUUGAGAUGCUUUUACGGUGUAGUAAAGCUGGAAAGGUGGAGUCUUUUGGUGGGGUCAUGGGCGAUACAUUUGGGAAUGUUGGGAGAAGGGUGCUUCAGAUUUUUGUGAUGCUUAACAAUGUUGGGGUCCUCAUUGUUUACAUGAUUAUCAUUGCUGAUGUGUUGUCUGGAACAUCUUCAAGUGGAGUUCAUCAUGCUGGUGUAUUGGAAGAAUGGUUCGGAAACCAAUGGUGGAAUGGGCGUACCUUUCUUCUUCUUUUCGUUACCAUUUUCAUAUUUUCUCCACUGGCAUGCUUCAAGCAUAUAGAUUCGUUGAGAUACACAUCUGCCCUAGCAGUUGCACUAGCAGUGGUUUUUCUCGUUAUUACUGCAGGAAUCACUGUGGUCAAAUUGGUCAGUGGAACUGUUAACAUGCCUAGGUUGCUUCCUAAUAUUAGUGAUAUUACUUCAUUCUGGAGCAUCUUCACUGUGGUUCCCAUUCUUGUUACGGCAUUUAUCUGUCAUUUCAAUGUAUGCCAAUUGCCUCUGGGGAUGGGGAGUGACAAGGCUUAUCUAGGCACUUCUUUCUAUUCUCCAAGGCCAGUUCAUACUAUUCAAAACGAGCUCGAAGACCCCUCUAUGAUACAUCCAGUUGUGCAGACUUCGUUAGCUCUAUGCUCAGCUGUGUAUAUAAUGACAAGCUUCUUCGGCUUCCUCCUAUUUGGUGACUCAAUUCUUGAUGAUGUGUUGGCCAACUUUGACACUGAACUUGGCAUACCUUACAGCUCUUUGCUCAAUGAUAUCAUUCGCAUUAGCUAUGCUUUGCAUCUCAUGCUUGUUUUCCCCGUGAUCUUCCAUCCGCUGCGCCUAAAUCUGGAUGGUCUUCUCUUUCCUUCAGCCACACCAUUGGUUUCAGAUAACCGUAGGUUUUCAUUGAUCAGCACAGCACUCAUUUCUCUCAUCUUCUUGGGUGCAAAUCUUAUACCCAACAUCUGGGUUGCUUUCCAGUUCACUGGAGCAACUUCUGCAGUUUGCCUAGGAUUUAUCUUUCCAGCUGCCAUUUCCUUAAGGGAUCCCCACGUAGUAGCAACAAAGAAGGAUAAGGUCAUGUCUGUCUUCAUGAUUUUCCUUGCUGUAUUCUCAAAUUUGGUGGCCAUAUAUAGUGAUGCUCGUGCUCUAUUCAGAAGAAACUCUUAG
This is a messenger RNA of Dovyalis caffra, 1443 nucleotides long. NCBI's taxonomy places the organism in Eukaryota, Viridiplantae, Streptophyta, Magnoliopsida, Malpighiales, Salicaceae. The record is from the annotation of a GenBank genome assembly.